AUGGCCGACGAUGCAUCUUCGCCGGGCAGUCUAAGCUCGCCCCCGCACUCGCCUGAGGGCACUCCGACAGCAACUGUCCGCGCAGCUGCAGGUGGUGUUGGUGUUGGAACUAGCACGCCAACCCCUGCAAAUGCAUCGCCAGCUCCACGCGGCCUUACUGCGAACGGCCAGCCACGCAAGAAGCCAGGUCCGAAACCAAAGGCCAAAGACCCAAGUGCACCAGAGCCAGAAAAGAAGACAAGAAAGCCCCGUAAGUCGGAGCCCAAGGACCCAAAUGCCGCGCCUGCGCCACGGAAGAGGAGGACAAAGGCAUCGCUCGAGGCACAGGCACAGCCAGCCGCACAGGUCGUCGACGAGAAACCGCCUGUGCAGCUAUCACCCAUACCACAGACUGGGCCCAGUGAAUCCGUCCCUGCUUUGCAAGCCGAGCAGCCGCCUGCAGUCGCGCAGCCAACCCGUGUGUUGAGCAAUCCCGAGCCGACUCUCCACAGUAACCCAAAUCUCUCCCAUAUCAGCGUUGCGCCAUCCACGCCACGGCCAUCUAGUUCAGGCCAAAGAUAUGAUCCUAUCCGGGGCGACACCUUUGAGUCAAAACCGCAGCCUCCAGCAAGCGCCCCUCCGCCGCCUGUUUCACCCCCGAUCAACCACCGUGCGAGUGCCUCACCUUCCAUCACAAGUCUCAUUGACCCGCCAUCUGCCAGCAACUCCUUCUAUUCACAUCCUGCCAAGCUUCAGCAACAGGCAUCAAUCACAUCCGCACCCGUGUCACCUGCCGCCUUCUCCACGCGACCAGCGUCGGUCCUUCCUUCUCAAGACUACUCACCUCAACUCCAACAACAGCAACCGCAAACAUCUCUUCAGAACCAGCCUCAGCCGUAUCCCACUGCAUCAUCAGGCCCAACUCCCAUGGAUAUUGACACCGAGCCCAGUAAGCCAGCAUCCGUCCCAAUGGCAAAAGAAAAUUCCACAAACUCCGGUACCCUCUCACAAUCCAAUGCUCCCACUCCACCCGCCAAAACCGUCCGCCAGAAAGAGGCCCCACCGCCGCUGCCUUCCGGUAGCGGCCUCCUGUCAGGAACGCCAUUCGGUCCCGUUGCCAACGCCAACGGCACUUCUGAGACCCAAGGCACUAACAUCUACCUCACUUUCGACUUGAAGGGACGCGAAAACGUCACUAUUAACUUCGCGCAAGAAGUCGAGAGGAAGUACGGCUUUGCUGCUCUACAUCCUCGCAUUGCCGCACGGAAAGAGCGCCAGCGUCAGAUUACGGCAGCAGGUGCAGCACUCGAGCGGGCUGCAGGUGGGGGCUCAAACGACGAUCAGUCUGUCGACUUAUCGGAAAACGAAAGCAACGUCGAGAUGGGCGGCAUGGACGAUGAGACAUCAGCCAAGGAGAACGGCGGCAAGAAGCGACGCAAGCGCAAGCAAGAAGAUUACGAUAAGGAGGAUGACUUCAUUGACGACACCGAGCUAGCUUGGGAACAACAAGCGCUCAUGGCGAAAGACGGCUUCUUCGUCUACAGUGGCCCACUCGUUACCGAGGAGAAGCCAACUGUGGAGAGGGCCGAUGGCACCGUUCGACGUGGACGAGGACGUGGACGUGGCGGCACCGUACGAGGCGACGCGUCAGGUCGUGGUAGAGGGCGUGGAGGCGGUCCAGGUUCUCGUGGUGGUUCUACUGUCCGCAAGCCCCGCGUUACUAAGGCUGAUCGUGCACAAAUGGAACAGGAGAAGGCAGCUCGAGAGUCUAUGGCUAAAACCCUGACCAACAUGUCUACUCACGCCGGCCAGGCUAGCGCCAUGUAG
This is a messenger RNA of Alternaria ethzedia, 1806 nucleotides long. RefSeq lists its product as uncharacterized. The record is from RefSeq and is a predicted model, not a curated record. The coding region runs from base 1 to 1806 and encodes 601 amino acids. Lineage: Eukaryota; Fungi; Ascomycota; Dothideomycetes; Pleosporales; Pleosporaceae. The transcript is spliced from 2 exons.